Messenger RNA from Schistosoma mattheei, 1002 nucleotides. Lineage: Eukaryota; Metazoa; Platyhelminthes; Trematoda; Strigeidida; Schistosomatidae. The record is from the annotation of a GenBank genome assembly.
AUGUUGAUUUUGUAUUAUGAACAACAAUAUUCUACUUCACCUAUUUAUAUUUAUCCCUUAACAAAAUCUAUACCAUUAUGUUUACCUAAAAUAUUUGAUCAACAAUUUAUUACUAAUUAUUGUCAUAUAUAUGAUUUACCAUGUUAUUAUAAUCAUGAUCAAAUUAAAAGUAAAUUACCUAGAGUUCAGUCAACACGUCGUGCUGAACUAUUACAUAAUCAAUUAUAUAAUAAUAAUAAUACUGAUCAUACUGAUCAUGAUCAUCAUGAUGAUCGAAUCAAAUCUUUGUCCACUUCUCAAUCAUUAUUUCAUCAACAUCAAUCACGUCAAUAUAUUCAAAUUGAAUUAUAUAAUUAUGUGUUAAAUAAUUUACUUGGUUUAUCUAAUUUACAAUCUACAUUGAAUACUCAUAAUCAUUCUUUACCAUUUUUAUUAGAUCUUGGUUGUGGGAUCAAUCAUUUAGAUAUUAUCAAUCAUUAUUUAUUAACUAUAUCGAAUUUUAAUCAAAAAUUCAUACCAUUAUGUAUUGAUUUAUUCAAUAAUAAUAAUAAUAAUACUAUUACUACUACUACUACUACCACUACUACUACUACUACUACUACUAAUACUAGUAGUAAUGAUAAUGAUAUAUUCAAUUAUAAUAUCCAUUUAAUCAAAUGUAAUUUAAUGAAAGAUGAUAUCAUAACAACUGGAUCACAAUUAUUACCAUUUAAAGAUUAUUCUAUAGAUUAUAUAAUAUCGAUAUCAUUCUUACAAUGGUUAUUAGGGAAAGAUAAAUCAUGGUAUAUGAUUAAACAAUUAAUGAAUGAAAUUAAACGUUUAUUAAAUCCAUCAAUUGAUGGUCAAUGUAUAUUACAAUUUUAUCCAAGUCAGCUAAUUGAUAUUCAAUUAAUUAGUGAAAUUAUUGAAACAAUUCAAUCGAAUUUCUAUGGUUGUUUAUUAAUUCAUCAACCCAUAGUCAAUCGUGGUAUGAAAAUCUUUAUUUAUUUAACAUAUAAAUAA